Molecule: messenger RNA, 3012 nt
Organism: Peromyscus maniculatus bairdii (prairie deer mouse)
Lineage: Eukaryota; Metazoa; Chordata; Mammalia; Rodentia; Cricetidae
Gene: Gcsam
Product: germinal center associated signaling and motility
Biological process (GO): regulation of B cell receptor signaling pathway; negative regulation of lymphocyte migration
Source: RefSeq, a predicted model, not a curated record
AGUGGGAGAACACAGAGGGAAGGUGCUGAGAAGCCUGAUGGGGAACUGUCUGCAGAGGAAAAUAGGCUAUUUCAGGUGCUGGAGUUGCUGUCAUAUCGAUGAAGGAUGCUCCUGCCUUCCUUGGAAAAACAUAAGCACAUUUAAAGCUGGACAAGAGUCCCCAAAGCAAAAUGAAGGGAUGACUUCAGCUCCUAUGCAGGACAAUGCUGACCAGAUCUACACAGAGGAGUUAUGCUACAUCCUCGUUGACCACAAGGCCCUCAGAGGAAGGCCAUCAGACAGCUCUGCUGAGAGGUUCUAUGAGAACGUCUCUAGCAAGGCUGAGAGACCCAGAGAGUCUUCAAGAGGAGUAGAGACGGAGUAUUCGGUCCUCCGCUUCUCUUCCACCUCUCAGCCGCUUCCUCCCGCAGAAGGUGAAUAUGAACUUCUGGUGCCCAGCAGACUCUCCUUCCGUGCCCAUCAACAGCCACGGCCACUUAGAGCCCCCUUUGAGACUCACUUUUCUCAUCGACAGUGAGUGACUAGGCUAGAGUUUGCUCGGCGCUGACAGACAAAAGCAGGAGUUGGGGACUCUGUUGGAUGACAGAUAAAAGGAGGGCUCGGGGACUCCAGUCAUGGGGCACAGAGAUCCUUAGCUUAGUUCUUCUGGAGGACCUUGGAAGAGCAGACUUUGUGGACCACAAAGCCGUUUAGAGUCUGACAAUAAUCAACAUUUAAAAAUUAGUCAGUUGUCUUGGAUGUCGCAUUGUUUGAAAAAAAAAAAAAAAAAGAGUGGCCACCUUUGCUUCUAAGUGGUUAAAAAAAAUACUCUGUGGCAGGAAGGAAGGGCUCCCCAUACCUGCACCUGGCUGUACCACAAAAGCUCUGCUCUUCUCACUAAGUUCUUAUGAAUUAUCCCCACAACUGUUUUCUGAAGCCAGGGGAGGCUUACUCAUCAGGUUACACGUCCCCAGGGGGAAUUCCCUCAUCACUGUGAAAUCCCACCUCAGCACCACUUGCGACAGGACAGCCUGUAAUAUUCCUUUACUCCAUGGGCUGGGGACAUGUCCUUCACUCAGCGUCCUUUCUCUCAUUGUCCCAAAGGCUUAGAAUUUCCUGUACCGUUGUUAAUAUAGUUUUAAACUACAUUUUCAAACUUUGAAUUUCUCCUCAGAAUUGUGUUUCUCUUCCAGUGUGGGAAAUCAUUCCCAGAACUUCAUCCAUGAUAGGCAAGUGAUCUACCUACCAUUCAGAGACAGCUCAAACCCCUCCACAUAGUUCUCAGUAGAGUCCAGCCUGGUCUACAGAGUGAGUUCCAGGACAGCCAGGGCUACACAGAGAAACCCUGUCUCAUAAAGCAAAACAAACAAACAACAACAACAAACCCUCAGUAGAACCCCCACAGUAUCAGAGUGAUGGAGUAGAAAGGCCACUGUAGAGCCAUUCAUCUCUCUAUCUUCUUUUUGGACUGAGAGAAAACAAUUCACCCAAAGGUACUUUAUUGGCAUUAGUGGCAGGAUUUUAUUCUAGCUUCCACGUCAGUGUCCUGCUACAUACUAAAUAGAGUAGAGUAAAUUUCUUCAUAAAUUAUCCAGCAUGUGUGAAAUGUCCACAUGGGAAAAAUAGCAUGCACCCCUUCUCUAUGAGCACCCCGCUGUGCCUUGAUUCUUCAUUUUCCCUCAUUUUCUUUAGAAUUUCUGCAACUGUAUCUACCCUCUGUUAGACAAGUAUGCAUAACCUGCUGACUGACCAAAUCUGACCCACCACUUGUUUCUGUAGAUAAAGGUUUAUUGAAAAACAGCCACGCUGAUUUGUCUACAUACUAUCUAUGGUUGCUCAACCAUGGUAGAAUUGAUUUGCAACACAGACCAGAGCUUUACAAAGCUAAAAAUAUCUUUAGUUUAACCUAUUCUGGAUAAUAAUUUUGAAGGCCUUUGCCCUAAACAGUGACAGUUUGAGAUAAACUUAAGAGGACUAUGAUUGGUUAUUGAUGAAACUCAUUAGGAGCAGAUACCAAUGAAAUGGCGGGAAAAUAUUAAACCACAAAUGAGAUGAGCGAGAUGAAAACAAUUAUUAGCAAAUUUGACUAUUUCUACAUUCACACCUGCAUCCUCAAGAUGUUAUUUUAUUUACCUCAUGGCCACUGUCCUAAUUUUAGGAUGUUAAAACGGCAAGAUGUUCAUUGAGACGAGCUUUGGAUGCACUAUGCAUUUAAUUACCUCUUUGUGCUCAAAGCUGAAUAAUUUUCUACUUAAAAUGUCACAAGGUAUUAGGGAGGUAUCUUAGUAAUAGGAUCCUUGUUUAGUGUGUACAAGGCAUACACAUAUGCACAUACACUUGCACACAUGUGGGCAUACAUACACACACACACACACACACACAAAUGAAUAAAUAAAUAAAUAAAUAAAUAAAUAAAUAAAUAAAUAAUGAAAUAAAUAAUGAAAUAAAAAACAAAACAGGCCAAGUCCCCAUUGAGAGGAAAUGCGGUGGCUUAAGGUCCUCUGAGUGAGUUUGCUGAGAUAUAAGCCUGUUGAUCAUCUGCAGCUUGAUCUCAGCUAACUCCCUUCUUCUACAGCUGUCUUUCACACAGAAGCCUAACUGUAGACUUUGAGCAGAAGUCACUUGGGUUCAAAGGGCGUGUCCAUGGUGAUAGGAAAUGUUGUACAAGAUGUAACACCAUGCUUAUGGGAAGCAGUGUGGGCCAGUGACUGAUUCAAGUCUUUGUUUCCCUUUUGCCUUUGACUCUGACCCACUUCCUUGAGGCUCAGUCUAUUGCACCCGUACAUGGGAGGGCUACAUCUGACAUAUAGUCAUCUAUUCUAGUUUACUUUCUACUGCUGUGAUAAAGCACUGACAAAGAGUUAAUUAAGGAAGAAAGGGUUUAUUUGACUUAUCUGUCCCAAUCAUAUUCCCUUGGGGCUGGGCUGGAGCUUGAGGCAGGAAGUGAGGCGGAGGCCAUGGAGGAAUGCUACUUAUACCUCUCUUAGUUUGCUUUCUUCUACAACCCAGGACCACCUGCUCAGGGGUGGCACU